Sesamum indicum (sesame) is the source of this 732-nucleotide messenger RNA. RefSeq names its product zinc finger protein 5 (gene ZFP5). Gene Ontology annotation, molecular function: transcription cis-regulatory region binding; DNA-binding transcription factor activity. Gene Ontology annotation, biological process: trichome differentiation; cytokinin-activated signaling pathway; gibberellic acid mediated signaling pathway. Gene Ontology annotation, cellular component: nucleus. Lineage: Eukaryota; Viridiplantae; Streptophyta; Magnoliopsida; Lamiales; Pedaliaceae. The record is from RefSeq and is a predicted model, not a curated record.
AUGGAAAGAAAUAGUCUUUCUUGUUCUCAAGAAAGAUCCAGCCCGGAGAAGAAGCUUAAACUGUUCGGAGUCGAGCUUGAGCCAUCUGAUAUUCUUGAGACUGAUCGGGAUAAAGGGUUUCCAUCUGACCGCGACGAGAGCAUCAACUCGUCGGCCUCGUCUACCGUGACGGAGAAGCCGACCGGUGAGCUGGAGCUAGAGGACAAGAAGUUCGAGUGCCAAUAUUGUCUCAAGGUGUUUGCUAACUCACAGGCUUUAGGGGGUCAUCAGAAUGCACACAAGAAGGAGAGAAUGAGGAAGAAGAGACUGCAGCUUCAAGCAAGAAAGGCCACCCUCAAUUAUUACAUCCAACCCUUUCAUUACAACAGUAGCCAACAUAGUAACAAGCAUUCUUACAAUUGUUAUGGCUCUAGUACCACUCCUGCAUGGUACUAUGAUCCAUCAUGUCAUCCUCCUGAAUUUUCAAUCUACGACGAAUCACAGAUCAAUUUUGAUGUCUAUGGUUCAGAUCCGAUCAUGAAUGGUCGUGAAAGUUCCAGAUGGCAUGUUGAUCUGACCGAUUACGUCCCGGUUCAACAAAAUACACGUACGUUUAGUCUGACACACGUAGACAGAUCGAGCGACAAGUACUCGAGGGCUAUCAGCAAUAAGCCCUCGACGGGGCCGAAUUCAUCAAAGAAACUUUGUAGUAGGAAAAAUUUAGAUCUUCAAUUAGGGUUGAGUUUACAUUAA